Messenger RNA from Nicotiana attenuata, 1784 nucleotides. Its product is annotated as vacuolar iron transporter homolog 1-like. Gene Ontology annotation, molecular function: manganese ion transmembrane transporter activity; iron ion transmembrane transporter activity. Bases 876 to 1604 code for a protein of 242 amino acids. The record is from RefSeq and is a predicted model, not a curated record. Gene Ontology annotation, cellular component: membrane. Lineage: Eukaryota; Viridiplantae; Streptophyta; Magnoliopsida; Solanales; Solanaceae. Gene Ontology annotation, biological process: intracellular manganese ion homeostasis. The transcript is spliced from 2 exons.
AAACAGACUUAAGGAGCAUGAAGCUUUCACUUUCACAGAGUAUUUCUUUAAGUUUUACUCCAAUAAAUAGAAUUUUGAAAAAAUGCAUAGUACUUGCUCUCAAACUAAUUGGCUCUUGGAAGGGAUGGAAGUGAGCAGUAUGAUCUGUGAUGUCAAAUCUUGUAAUGGCAGUUCUGUGAUGAGAAUGGAAAAAGUUAAGUUAACGAGCAGGACUAAGUUCUCCAUGUUAGUUUCUCCUUUUCUCUCUGUUUCAAGUGUUGUUUAUUCCAGAUAAAACGUACAAAGUAAUUUCUUACAAUGAGCUUCUUUGAUUUCUCCUAAAGUAGUCAAUGUCUGGAUGAACUGCUUUUGAUGCUGGAUUUGAUAUAAGGGGUUAAAAAAUUUAAAUGCCGGAGUAAUGAAGGUCUUACUUUUAUGAUAGGGACUACUUCAACUGAAAAGAUGACAUUUACAGGAGUUGAGUUCUUUUGUUUGAAGAGAAUAGGAUGACUGCACUGUAACCAUUAGUCUAUCAGAAACAUUUUCCUGAAGUGCAUCUUUUCCAAGUAACAGUUUGCCAACGUUUGUGCUUAAGUAUGUGGCAGAUAUGCAUAGUAGAUUCCCGUCAGAUCAGAAGUUAGUUUGCAUGAGGCAGCCAUCAAGCGGCUCCUUUCCUGCGUGCCUUAAUUGCAGGGGCAGGGAUCUAAGGGGGGUCUUACUCUUUUCCCCACAGACUAAGCUACUAUACGGCGCCCCAGUCAAUUGAGAGUACUUGUGCCAAGAAAGAGAUCCAUGCAACUGAGGAAGAGAAAACUUCAAAGAAACUAGAGCGAGCUCAAUGGCUUCGAGCAGCAAUCUUAGGAGCAAACGAUGGAUUGCUUUCCACUACAUCCUUGAUGCUCGGUGUUGGUGCAGCUAAAGAUCAAGAUCAACGGUCUAUGGUACUUUCUGGAGUUGCUGGAGCUUUUGCAGGUGCCUGUAGCAUGGCUGUCGGAGAGUUUGUCUCUGUAUCUGCUCAACGAGACAUUGCUAAGUCCAUUUCUGACAACUGUAGGUUGGAGAACGAGUUAAAAGGAGAUGAUGGUGGAUACAAAACGAAGAUUCAGAUAGCUUGCAGCAGUCCAACUAUUGCAGAAACCAAGGGCGGAGAUGCCACCAACAUCAAUAUAUUGGCGACUUCAAGACAAGGUGGAAAGCUGCUAUAUGAAUCACCUGUGCAAAUACAGCACCAUAUUGCUUUGACACCUGCAAGAUCUCCUAUGAUAAAAGUUAUGGAAAUUGAUGCAAAACGAACGAUGAGGGAGGAGUCAAAACUGGAAAAUAUCAGAAAAUUAGAGCCACUGCCUAAUCCAUUGAAGGCUGCAGCAGCAUCAUCCCUGGCUUUUCUGUUUGGAGCCUUUGUUCCUAUGGUGCCAGCUCUAGUGGUGAGUGAAAACAGAAUCAGGAUUGCUGUGAUGGUGAUUGUAGCAUCUUUGGCUUUGUGUUUAUUUGGGGGAAUUGGGGCUUAUCUUGGUGGUUCAUCAGUAAAGAUAUCUGCUAUGAGAGUUUUACUUGGAGGGUGGAUUUCAAUGGCUAUCACAUAUGGUUUACUCAAGCCCUUUGACAAAGAUACAUACAAAGAGUGAUAAUGAUGAUUAAUAAAUCACAUAGCAUGUUAAUUAUCAUCAAUUUACAACCUAGACUUUGUGUCUAUUUUAGAGGGGAAAUAGUUCGAGGGUUCACUUCUUGAGAUGCUUAGCAAGGACGGUAAAACACCUCAUGUUUUCAUUUUGAUAUUCUAUUGUGUCCUUCCAACUGCUUAACUC